Corapipo altera (White-ruffed manakin) is the source of this 933-nucleotide messenger RNA. RefSeq names its product POTE ankyrin domain family member B2-like. The transcript is spliced from 8 exons. The record is from RefSeq and is a predicted model, not a curated record. Lineage: Eukaryota; Metazoa; Chordata; Aves; Passeriformes; Pipridae. The coding region runs from base 1 to 933 and encodes 310 amino acids. Gene Ontology annotation, molecular function: protein binding.
AUGCAUAUUGCAAUUGGCGCAGUCCAGCAGGAGCAGGAAGAAUGUAUUGCUAUUCUGCUGGAACACGGUGCCGACCCCAAUCUGGCAGACACUGACGGCAACACUGCCCUUCACCUGGCUGUCCUCUCUAAAAAUACAGCUGUAGCAGGGCUGUUACUCGAGCAUAAUGCCAAUAGUGAUGCUCAGAACCAGUGGGGAUUUACUCCCUUCAAACUUGCAGCCCUCCAACAGCAUGAGGAGAUUCUGGAGUGCCUUCUGAAAAAAGCAGCUGACAGGCAUGCUCAAACCCAAUGUGAAAGGACUGCUUUUGUGGUUCCUGGAACCCAUGAGGCUCACCUGGAGGAAGAUAAUCUGCGCUUGCAGGAGGAGUUGGACAGGGCUGAGCCGGAGCUGCAGGAGGAGGAAGAAAAGCAUCUUCAGUCCGAGCAUCGUGUUGGUGACUUGAAGACUGCCUUGGAUGAUAAAGAAAGAGAAGCAAGAACUUCUUCCCAGAAACUGCAGGACCUCCCGUUGGCAUCUUCCGAGACCAAUCCGACCGUAAAACAACUGGAAGAAGACGCGCAACACUUUGCAAGUGGAAACAGCAGAUUGGAAGCCACUGUCCAGCAGCCAAGCAACAGCGCUGAAGCCCUUCCGAGAGACCUGCAAGCCUCUGCCUCAGGUGGUGAACUUUCCCAGCAGCUGGACAUGGAACCUAACACAGGCAUGCAGCCAGAAGCCCAAAAGCAGGCUUUGCAGGAAGAGCUGUCCGCUCUGCUUGGGAAGUGUGAAAAACUGGAGAAGAGCCAAUGCCAGCUGCAAGAAGAGCUGGGGGCCCAGGCCCUCAGCAGGCAGCUGGCUGUCCCCACCAAUCAUCUCUCCCGCUUCAGGCGGGCGCUCGGGGCUCUGCGCAGGCUGUUCCGCUCCUGCACGGCGGGACAGCCCCAGGAUUAG